Messenger RNA from Phytophthora infestans T30-4, 783 nucleotides. RefSeq lists its product as uncharacterized. The transcript is spliced from 2 exons. The record is from RefSeq and is a predicted model, not a curated record. Bases 1 to 729 code for a protein of 242 amino acids. Lineage: Eukaryota; Oomycota; Peronosporomycetes; Peronosporales; Peronosporaceae.
AUGUUCAGCACGUGGGAUCUCGUCCGACCGCGCUUCUGGUACCCCAUGUCGUCUCUGGAGCAGUCCAUGAUGGACCUCGAGCACAUGAGCAACCUCAUGAGCCGCUCGCGCUUCCCCUUCGACAUGGGCAACGAGAUGCUGGCGGCGCCCAGCAAUGUUGACGACGACGAAUUCUUCCGGGAUCUGCCUGUGCUUUUGCGCGAGCAGAGACCGACGACGCAGCACCGCGAGACCGUCAAGGCCAAGGUCACCACUAGCACGAAGGCAUCGAACAAGAAGCAGAAGCAGCAGUCCGACAGCUCUGACAGCUCGAAUGUCGAUGCCGACAGCCAGUACCGCCGCGCCUUCUCGUCCUACACGUUCAGCAACUCGUCCAUCGUGGACGACAAGGGCCAGCGCGUGACAAGCUCGCGGCGCCGCUACGAAGACUCGACGGGCCGUCUGAAAGCGGUGCACGAGCGCCAGAUCGAGGGCAAGAAGCUGCGCACGACGUGGAACCGCAUGCGCCCCGACGACGAGGGUCAGCACGAAGCCAUCUGCUCGAGCGGCACGCCCGACGAGUUCGAGACGAUGUGGCAGCAGACGCCGUUCGGGGAGGCGCAGAAGAAGACUAUCAAGGACCAACAGCGCCAGCAACAGCUGCAACCAGGACAACAGACCAGGACGCUGCAGCAGCAACAGCCUUCGGAGUCGGAGGCGGAAAAGGAGGCAACCCCGAUGGAGAUGUAAGCUGUAGUUGUGAUUUUUGUUUUUUUCUACGAGUCAUUACGUUACCUACGUCAA